Messenger RNA from Geodia barretti, 2616 nucleotides. The record is from the annotation of a GenBank genome assembly. Lineage: Eukaryota; Metazoa; Porifera; Demospongiae; Tetractinellida; Geodiidae.
AUGAACUACAUUCCACACACAGGGGAGCACAUCUCGGAGAUGCUCGCUGCAAUAGGCUGCCGGACGGUCGACGAGCUUGUGCCAAGGCAGGUUCCCAGAGCGGCAAGACUCGACCUUGGAAAGUCCAUGAGCGAGAUGGAGAUUGUAUCGUACAUCGAGUCGCUUGCCGCAAAGAACACACAGACCAAGUGCUUCGCGGGUGGCGGCUCGUACGACCACUACAUCCCCUCUGCCAUAAGCCACAUAGUUAUGAGGGGGGAAUUUCUCACCUCAUACACCCCGUACCAAGCAGAGGCAAGCCAGGGGGUGCUGCAGGCGCUAUACGAAUACCAAUCAUACAUAUGCCUGCUCACCGGAAUGGAUGUCUCCAACGCGUCACUUUAUGACGGAGCCUCGGCCCUGGCAGAGGCCGUGCUCUUGGCCCACUCGUACACAAAAAGAAGAGGCGUUUUCGUGGAUGGGGGAUUGAAUCCCGCAUACCUUCAGGUUCUCAGGACAUACUGCGAGGGAACCGACAUCUUCAUUUCGGAUGCCAUAAACGACGAUGUGGCAUGCGUCAUACAGCAGACGCCCGCCUUUGACGGUUCCAUAAGGAAUCCCACACACAUGGCAGAGAAGGCCCACCGGAACGGAUCGCUCUUCAUAAGCUGCAUAUCGGAUCCCACAUCGCUGGCCAUCAUGCGUCCUCCCGGGGAGGCAGGGGCGGACAUGGUGACUGGCGAGGGGCAGGCAUUCGGAAUACCCAAGAGCUUUGGGGGCCCGUGUCUCGGAUUCAUGGCGGUCAGGAAUAAGCUGACCAAGAAACUGCCCGGAAGGAUAGUGGGCGCAACCCGGGACGGGUCUGGCAGGCGGGGAUUUGUUCUUACGCUACAGGCAAGAGAGCAGUUCAUCAGGCGGGAACGCGCCACCAGCAACAUAACGACAAACCAGACGCUCUUGGCGCUGUCUGCGACCAUAUACCUGGCCCUGCUGGGAAGGACCGGCCUUCGGUCGGUUGCCCGUACCUCGUACCGUCGGGCGCACCGGCUACAGCAAAUGCUGCACACAAGGGGGUUCCGCACCAUAACGCCGGGCCCGUUCUACAACGAGUUUCUUGUAGAGACGCCAAGGCCCGCGGCGGACAUACUGGAACGCCUACAGCGGUACGGCAUACUGGGAGGAAUCGCAGUGGACGAUUACAGGCUGCUUAUAUGCUGCACAGAAAAGAACACCAUGCCGGACAUGGAGACCACCGGACACGUCCACACGGAUGAAGACGGCAUAAAAGACCGGUUUCCGGAACGGGAAUGCCUGCCCCUGCCGGAUGUGAGCGAGCUGCAGGUGAUCCGCCACUAUACGGAGCUCUCCAGAAAAAACUACGGAAUAGACACCGGCAUAUAUCCGCUGGGCUCGUGCACCAUGAAGUACAACCCGCGCGUAAACGAGGAUAUGGCCCGGCUCCCCGGAUUCGCAGGCAUGCACCCCCGCGCCCCGCCGUCCCACGCGCAGGGCGCGCUGGAGGUCAUGUGGGAACUGCAGGAGGCCCUCAAGGAGAUCACCGGCAUGGACGCGUUCAGCCUCCAGCCUGCCGCCGGCUCCCAGGGGGAGCUGCUGGGGGUCAUGAUCGCCAAGAGAUACUUUGCGGACAUGGGCGAGAGGCGCACCCGAAUAAUAAUUCCGGACUCGGCGCACGGAACGAAUCCCGCUACUGCCGCCACAUGCCGGUUCCAGACCGUAACGGUACGCAGUGACGAGCGCGGAAACAUGGACUUGGACGGGUUCCGGCAGGCCAUAGGGGACGACGUGGCCGUGGUGAUGAUCACAAACCCCAACACGCUGGGGUUCUACGAGGAGCACCUUCAGGAGAUAACGGAUCUGUCAAGGAAGCACGGAACACUGCUGUACUGCGACGGGGCAAACAUGAACGCGAUGCUGGGAAUCAGCAAGCCCGCGGAGCAGGGGUUUGACAUGAUGCACCUGAACCUGCACAAGACGUUCUCCACCCCGCACGGCGGCGGCGGGCCCGGCGGGGGCGCCCUGGGAGUCAGAUCAUUCCUUGAGGAGUACCUGCCGGUGCCAAGGGUUGUGAGGCAUGACAGCGGCCCCACGUUUGAUCUAGACCACAACCACGAAAAGAGCGUCGGCAGGAUCCACUCGUUCUAUGGAAAUUUUGGAGUCAUGCUCAAGGCCCUGGCGUAUAUCAAAUCGUGGGGAUCCGACAUUGUGAAUGUCUCGGAGGCGGCCCUACUCAAUGCAAACUACCUUCUGGGCCUCAUAAGGGGGAGCUUUGACGUGCCGUAUGACCGGCGGUGCGCCCACGAGUUUGUGGUGUCUGCAAGAAGGUUUGGCGAGAAGAGCGCCCUGAACAUGGCAAAAAGGAUGAUCGACUAUGGAUUCCACCCGCCCACCGUAUACUUUCCGCUCAUAGUAAAGGAGGCCCUAAUGAUAGAGCCCACCGAGACGGAGAGCAAGGAGACGUUGGACCGGCUUGCCGGCGCGUUUUUAGCGAUAGCGAGCGAGAUGGACCAGAAUCCGGACAUGCUCGACGGCGCGCCCCACACCACGGCCACCGGAAGGCUGGACGAGGUGAUGGCCGCGCGGCGCCUUGACCUGCGCUGGAAGCCCCCGGAGGGAUGA